Molecule: messenger RNA, 1412 nt
Organism: Cloeon dipterum
Lineage: Eukaryota; Metazoa; Arthropoda; Insecta; Ephemeroptera; Baetidae
Gene: mRpS29
Product: mitochondrial ribosomal protein S29
Exons: 9
Coding region: 133-1344 (403 amino acids)
Biological process (GO): apoptotic process
Cellular component (GO): mitochondrial ribosome; mitochondrial small ribosomal subunit
Molecular function (GO): structural constituent of ribosome
Source: RefSeq, a predicted model, not a curated record
UACAAGAGGGCGAAUGAAUUCGAAUUUCGGUUCUUCAAGGUUGAUGGAUGUGAUGUGAGGAAGCAUGAAAUCACAUGUGUGCGAGCAAAACAAAACAUCUUUUUGAGUUUUGAUCCUGAACAAGUCGAAAUCAUGAUUGGAAAGUCUGUUUUUCGAGCUCUUAAUGGAAGGCAAGAGUUUGUGAAAAGAUGCUCGAAAAUUGUCAUUCGUGCGUCUUCAACCGUGCCGCAGAUGAGUUUGCCUUUGUCAAGUGAAAACAGCAAUCCCCUACCCUUUUUCAGAUCAAAACAGAACAGUCCAUCAUUACACGGCUCAAACAACAGCGGCCAAUUUUAUACCAUCGACCCGAGCAUAAAAAAGCAACUGUUUCUUUACGGUGGCAUACCAAAGACCUAUGAUGAUUUGUGCAAGACUUUCAAAGAAACUUGCAUGAUGAUACGAGAACCGGCGUUGGAAAUCAUGGAUUAUAUGAAAUCCACCAAUUUCAACAAUGCCGCCACAAGAUACUGCCUUUAUGGUAAAAUUGGAACUGGAAAAUCAAUGACCAUGGCUCACCUACUUCAUUACGGAUUUGAGAACAACUUUGUCAUUGUCCACGUACCUUGGGCGCCAUACUGGUACAAAUUUCCCAAAGAAUACUCAGACUGCCCAACAAAAGAAGGGAUGGUCGAUUUGCCGCUUGACGCUGUUGCUUGGUUGAUUCACUUCAAGAAUCAAAACUCUCACUUGCUUGCAGACCCUAAAUUGUCAGUGUGCCAAGAUUGGGAAUGGAGCAAGAGAGAAAUCACGAAGAAAGGGGCACCACUUGCUGAAAUUGUUGAAAUGGGCAUCAACAGAGUAAAGCAUUCUACCAAUUGCAUAGAAGCGCUAUUACAAGAGCUCAAGCAGCUGUCUGACCUUAAAAGAUGUAAAACUCUUGUGGUGAUAGAUGGAUUCAAUAUCUUUUUCUCUGACAAGACUAAAAUCAAGACCGCUGCCUUUGAGAAAAUACCUCCAAAAAGAGUCACCAUCACUAGUCCUUUCGUCGACAUUACCAAACAAGACUGGAGUAAUGGUGCUGUAAUUGUUUCUGUGGAUGACCUAGCGUUCUUCAGAAAGGAUGAGAGAAACACCCACUAUCCACGGGGGCUGCUAGGUGCAGAGGGCUUUGAGCAUUUGGAUCCAUUUAUUCCAAUUGAAACUAAAAAUUACUCCGAGAAAGAGUUCCACUACUGCAUCGAGUACUUUCUGGACAGAAGAUGGAUUAUCAACCCUCACGCAGCAUCUGAGGAAGGUAGGAAAGAGCUGGCCUUUUUAAGCAACUGCAACCCUUUCAACUUGCUGAAAGUGACUGCGCCACUGUAGGCUAUUUGAAAGGACAGCCUCAACUAGAGUCUAUUUGUAAAUUAAGGAAUAAAUUUCUUUAAAUGUUA